Molecule: messenger RNA, 1359 nt
Organism: Physeter macrocephalus (sperm whale)
Lineage: Eukaryota; Metazoa; Chordata; Mammalia; Artiodactyla; Physeteridae
Product: phosphoglycerate mutase 1
Exons: 1
Coding region: 29-793 (254 amino acids)
Biological process (GO): glycolytic process
Molecular function (GO): intramolecular phosphotransferase activity
Source: RefSeq, a predicted model, not a curated record
AGUCUGCGCCGCACCCCGAGCCGCAGCCAUGGCCGCCUACAAGCUGGUGCUGAUCCGGCACGGCGAGAACGCCUGGAACCUGGAGAAUCGUUUCAGCGACUGGUACGACGCCGACCUGAGCCCGGCCGGGCACGAGGAGGCGAAGCGCGGUAGGCAGGCGCUGCGAGAUGCUGGCUAUGAGUUUGACAUCUGCUUCACCUCAGUGCAGAAGAGAGCAAUUCGGACCCUCUGGACAGUGCUGGAUGCCAUUGACCAAAUGUGGCUGCCAGUGGUGAGGACUUGGCGCCUUAAUGAGCGACACUAUGGGGGUCUGACUGGCCUCAAUAAGGCAGAAACUGCUGCCAAGCACGGUGAGGCCCAGGUAAAGAUCUGGAGGCGCUCCUAUGAUGUCCCACCACCUCCGAUGGAGCCCGACCAUCCCUUCUAUAGCAACAUCAGUAAGGAUCGUAGGUAUGCAGACCUCACUGAAGAUCAGCUGCCCUCCUGUGAGAGUCUGAAGGACACUAUUGCCAGAGCUCUGCCCUUUUGGAAUGAAGAAAUAGUUCCCCAGAUCAAGGAGGGGAAACGAGUACUGAUCGCAGCCCAUGGCAACAGCCUUCGGGGCAUUGUCAAGCACCUGGAGGGUCUCUCCGAGGAGGCUAUCAUGGAGCUGAACCUGCCGACUGGCAUUCCCAUUGUCUAUGAAUUGGACAAGAACUUGAAGCCCAUCAAGCCAAUGCAGUUCCUGGGUGAUGAAGAGACCGUGCGUAAAGCCAUGGAGGCUGUGGCUGCCCAGGGCAAGGACAAGAAGUGAGGUCGAGCAGCAGAUAACUUUCCCAAGGAUUACCCUUCCUCCCAAGCCCAUCCAUUCCUCUGCACCUCUCCCCUGCACAUGUCACACUGACGACAUCUGUAGGCAUCUUAAGCUGUAGCUGCAGAUGGGGAGCAGCGGCUCCCAAUUUCAUUUUAGCCAUUUUAUCUCUUGCACCCACUCCCUUCAUACAGUCUAGUCAGAAUGGCACCUCUGGGACAUGGUCCUCAGUCCAAGCUAAGGGAAGACUUAUCCAAGAGCGUUGUAACUGGGGCAGGGCAUUGCUAGUGGUUUAUUACUAAGGACCUGCUUGAGUAGGGGAUAGGGAGGAACCAUGCCAAGGUGUGACCAAUGAGGAGAAGCAAGAGAGCCUAUUUGUGUUCCCAGAGGCUAGCUGGGCACUGUUCUGUUCAGGUGACUGGGGGCUUUAGUCAUUCCAGUGGAAGAUGAAUGUAACCUGCAUGGUGAUUCAAUCAAACACUUCCUCCCUGACUCCAAAAGAUUGGGAUCAAUCCUGAAUGUUUAUGUGUUGCAUUUACUUUUACAAAAGAAAAAUUUAUAUGUAUAUA